Prunus armeniaca (apricot) is the source of this 222-nucleotide messenger RNA. The record is from the annotation of a GenBank genome assembly. NCBI's taxonomy places the organism in Eukaryota, Viridiplantae, Streptophyta, Magnoliopsida, Rosales, Rosaceae.
AUGUGUUCGAUGAGGUUGACUCCAUGGUCCAAAUGGAAGGGGCCAAAGAAAUUGAGGUGGCCCAAGAAAUUCCAAAGGAAGGGAAUGCCCAAUCUUGUAUUGUGGUGCCCAAAAUGGAGGAAAAGUUGCCCCAUAAGGUGUGCUAUGAGAUGCCCACCAAGAAAAUGUCCUCCCACCUUAAGUCCUUGUAUGUGGGAGCUCAAUUUGAUGGAGUUCCGGUGA